Molecule: messenger RNA, 1227 nt
Organism: Colletotrichum phormii
Lineage: Eukaryota; Fungi; Ascomycota; Sordariomycetes; Glomerellales; Glomerellaceae
Exons: 1
Coding region: 347-1018 (223 amino acids)
Source: RefSeq, a predicted model, not a curated record
CCACAGGAGUUGAAAGCUGCCAGUACCCGACCAGUCAGAACCCCCCGUGGUCCGCGGCGAGCACUCUGUCCAUCCACGGCAUAUUAGAACUCCUCUGGACAUGCAUCUGCUUGCUGUAACGGCCUAGUGCAGCACGGGAAGUCAAGUGACUCAAGCCACUCACAGCCCACCGAUCGUGGGUUAGGACUCUCGGGCGAAACUGGCAACCAACCCACCAACCCAUCAAGAGAGUUUCCAGCCAGCUUUACUCUUGGCCAACUCAUCUUUUUUCUCUCUGCCUUGUUCAACAAGUGAACUUGGCCUUAGUUUUCCAUCGUCAUAAUAUCCAUCACAUUAAACACAUGGCAUGCUAACCCAUUCCGGUUCCUUCUUUCAAAACAUCCUUUUUAUUUUUUUAUUUUUAUUGUUUUUUACCUCUCCCAUGAUCCCGCUUGGCCAUCCGACAAGACGCCUCCUUCUGCUGGAUGGGCGCGGCGGGAAGCACGGAAGUGUAAGCCAGACGACAUGUCAUCCCAAAACUCGGUACACUUCCAACUGGAAAAGGGAAGCACUUUGGCCCCAUCCUUUCAUCCAUCAGGCCACACCGAGACAUGCUAUACUCACUUAUAAUAGCACAUUCGCCUCAAAAAAACAAAAAAGUGUCCGUGUAAAGUCCAGACCUCUUCCAGUUGGCUCACGCUUCAGUGCUUCCACCCACCCUCAUCGCAAACAGGGUGCCUGCAUGCAUGCCCAUCACGAUGGGAUUCGCUCUCGCGACUUCCCAUGCCAUGCUGUGCUGUGCCAUGCCGUGCCCAUGGCCUCUAUCCAGGCCAAGCCGGUUGCUUUCUCCACACACACGCUUCCAUGCCCCAAACCACACAACGCCCGAUGCGUCCCUACCUUACAACCCCAUCCUCCGCCGUGCCGCAUGCGUAAUAAGGUGACAACGGCGCAAACAGCCCCCCCCCCAUGCAAGUCCACCUCACUUUCUCUCAAGUUUCUCUCCGGGAUGGUUCCCCAACGUUGGGAGUUCGAAUAGGAAGACCCGGUUGGAUACACUAAAAAACUCCGCAACCUUUUUCUCCCCUUGGGCUACUGUCCGUAGAUUGGCUGGUCAAUACUUCAUCGCUACUUGGUGAUCACCCCCUUUUCAUAGUUAUCUAAACCAAGUAUCUGGUCUCCGUAUCCGUACACUACUGUCACUACAUGACAUCGCGCGCGUCCCAUCCCGAACCCUCCUCUAGGCUC